Odontomachus brunneus is the source of this 1323-nucleotide messenger RNA. RefSeq names its product eukaryotic translation initiation factor 3 subunit G-like. The record is from RefSeq and is a predicted model, not a curated record. Gene Ontology annotation, cellular component: cytoplasm; eukaryotic translation initiation factor 3 complex. Gene Ontology annotation, molecular function: translation initiation factor activity; RNA binding. NCBI's taxonomy places the organism in Eukaryota, Metazoa, Arthropoda, Insecta, Hymenoptera, Formicidae. Bases 342 to 1226 code for a protein of 294 amino acids. The transcript is spliced from 5 exons.
UAACUUUGAGUUGCCGUGCAAGUGCAAAGUCCUUCUAUCUUCCGUUAUUGUAUCGCCGUGGAUAAACUCAAUUCGGUUCGGUUUCGUGCGAGAAUCUGUGAGUUUUACGUGUAUUCCGCUUGUUUCGUCGUGAUUUAUCAAUUCUGACCGUUUGCUGUUAACGUGAUUUCAGAUUUAUUACAGAAAAUCGAUGGUCAACAAGUGCAGGUUAGGUUACACCAUAGUACAGCCAAGCUUCCUUCCUUCCUUCAAUACUUGGCUAGAGGUGCUGCCACGCAUUUGUGUACACUUUCUGGCUCUCUCUCUCUCUCUAGUUACAUUUUAUUUAUUAUAAAAAUAAGAUGACUGAGAUGUCUGUAAUAGAAAUGCCAGUUGCGUCCGAGGUAAAGUCAAGCUGGGCCGACGAGGUCGAAGAGGAAGGAGGAGUGCUGCCCGUACCCUCAGAGGUCUACGAGAACGGCCACAAAAUACUUACUGAAUACAAAUACAAUCAAGACGACAAGAGGGUGAAAGUGGUGCGCACCUUCAAGGUGGAACAACGCGUAGUGUCAAAGACGAUCGCGGCGCGUAAGAAUUGGGACAAAUUUGGGGACUCUGAAGACGAUAGGCCGGGGCCUAAUCCAGCGACGACUGUUAUCGGUGAAGAUGUCUUUAUGCAAUUCAUAUCCAGUAAAGAGGAGGAGAACAAGGUGGAGGAGGAUUCGUUGGAUAAACUGAAAAGCAUGGGUGACAAGGGUGUCGUCAAGUGCCGUAAUUGCAACGGUGACCAUUGGACGUCCAAAUGUCCGUACAAAGACACUGUUCUCGCUGGAGGAAAAGUGCCAGACGACAAGAAACCGCUUGUGAACACGGCCGUACCAGGUGCAAUGGUAGAACUUAAGCCGCAAGGUGGCAAGUACGUGCCGCCCGGUAUGCGCGACGGCGGCAACAAGCGCGGUGAUUCCAUGCAAAUGCAGAGACGAGACGACACGACCGCAAUCCGAAUCUCCAAUCUCUCGCAGAGCACCACUGAUGCAGAUCUGGAUGAACUCGUAAAACCCUUCGGGUCCGUGGUAAAGCAAUUCUUGGCCAAGGAGAAACUUUCCAAUCUCUGCAAGGGCUUCGCAUACGUUCAUUUCAAACACAGGGCAGACGCAGCGAGAGCGAUUACAACUCUGAACGGUUAUGGCUACGAUCACCUUAUUCUAAGUGUAGAAUGGUCAAAACCGCAAGUUCAGAGUAACUAAGAUUGAGGACUGCUUUUAUAUUUAUUAUUGUACAUAAUACCAUUACAUUUAUUAAUGUACAUAAUACCAUUAAAAUGAACCGCCGUUCAAGAUUUAA